This is a messenger RNA of Microthlaspi erraticum, 435 nucleotides long. The record is from the annotation of a GenBank genome assembly. Lineage: Eukaryota; Viridiplantae; Streptophyta; Magnoliopsida; Brassicales; Brassicaceae.
AUGGAUUUCAUCAAGACCACUUCUCCGUGGGCCCCGAGUGAGUUAGCUUUCCAAUGCAAUUGGAUUCAUAUCAUUUGGAUGAGUAGAAAAGGAGUUAUGAUCGAUUUAGUGAAGACUGGUCCAGACGGCUCAAACCGAGAAUUGGCGUCCAGACCGUACGGAACGGCCGACCGAGGAACAUCCGUACCACGAGCGGCCAACGUCCGGACACACCGUGCAUCCCACCUGAACGCACGGCCGAGCUCACGUACCGACCCGGGAAGCAUCAACCUGCGGUCGACCAAUCCGAAGCCCCGCGACCUUAGGCCGCGCACGACCGCACCGCGCGAGCAGGAGGGCAAUGCCUCACGACCGUGCGGCACAACACGUGCCACACGCACGACCCAUCCGUCCGAUCAGGAAGGCCUCGUCUCACGUACCGGCCGAAUGCCUUGA